Plasmodium vivax (malaria parasite P. vivax) is the source of this 9321-nucleotide messenger RNA. RefSeq lists its product as hypothetical. The record is from RefSeq and is a predicted model, not a curated record. Lineage: Eukaryota; Apicomplexa; Aconoidasida; Haemosporida; Plasmodiidae. The transcript has 3 exons. The coding region runs from base 709 to 9321 and encodes 2870 amino acids.
GUCAAAAAUAAAUGUUAUUAUUUAACAUUAUUUAUUUAUGCAUCUCAAAUGCAUGCAAAUAUAUAAAUUAAAUAAUACCACACAUUCCUUUUUUUGUUAUUAGAAUAUCAUUUUUCAUGUACUGCGAUGCAUAAGCGCGCAAAUCCCAUUACAAUAUAAUAUGCAUAUGCAGAAAAAAUGAAUCUUUAUAAAAAUGAUCGCUAAUUGUUAAAAGAAAAUGCCAUUUUGUUGAAUUUUUUUUGCAUGGUUCAUUUCAUAUUCAUUGUGAUUUAUUUUUUCUUUAACUUUUUUUUUUUUCGCAAAAAUUUUGAAAGCAAUUUUCCUCGACCCCAUUGAAAAAAAUAAAUUUAAAAAUAUAUAUAAAAUUUUAAAUUACUUUAUCUUUUUUUUUAUAUUUAUUUAUUAUUUUUAAUAGUUUCUGUUAACUGCUUUCUAUAUUGAUUUUCUUUUUCUGUAUACAAUUUUUUAUCAUUUCUUCUUUUUUCAGCAGUUUACAUUUUUUUUUGUUUUCUUUAACCCAAAAUAAGGUGACUGUAUUUUAACAAUACAUUUCAAAUAUACAUGAAAGUUUCGUAACUUUAUAAUGAUAUGAAUAAAAAAAACUAAAAUAAUAAUAUUAAGCCAGUAACAAUUUCCCAUAUGGGAAUUAAAUUUAUACAAAACUAAAUUUUUUUUAGAAAUCACGCUGUAUCAUUUUAAAAGAACACCAUGGCUGAAAAAAGAAAUGUUUCAGUUUUUUUCUCCGUAGUACUUUUGUGCUCACUCUUAGUUUGGUCACCAGCUCACCCCGAUUGGGAAGAAUAUGAUGCCUGUUACAACUAUCGAAAGACUGCUGAAGCAAGAACAAAGCGAUUACUCGCAGCAGCAAGGCAGCAUAGACAAAAUCCACGAGCCACAGCUGUUCGCGCAGGUCCUCGUGCGCAACAAGGAAAAAAGGCAAAGGGUAAAGCAGGAGCACGCGGAAUAAAAGAAGAAGAAGAAGAAGAAGAAGAAGAAGAAGAAGAAGAAAUAGAAGUAGGACCAGGAAUUUAUCCAGAAGAUGGUGAUAUUUUACCACCAAUUCAAGAAGAAGAAGAAGAAGUAGCGGAACAUUUUUCACAAGAUGGUGAUGAAGAAUCAUUAUUUUUACAAAGUACAGAUGGUCAAUACUCUGAUUUACAAGAGGCAUCAUGGUUUGGUCCACAUGGUCCUACUGCUUUCCAUUUACCGACACGUGUCUACGGAGGUAGAAAACAACGCGAAAAGGCAAAACAUGAGAAACCUCAACGACAUGCUUCAGAAAAAUCCGGUAAGGAAAAAAAAGGAAAAGCCGAAAGUAAAGAAAGAGAAGAAUCGUAUCUUGGUAAAUACAAAAGUGAGCCAUACUACGGUACACUAAAGAUCUUGUAUGAAAGAAGUCUAGACGAAUUAUUUUAUAAUUUAAGAGACAUGCUCGAUGAUACAUACAAAACUGAAGGACGUGAACGCAAUGAUCAUUUCUACAAUGAAUUAGAUGUUCUCCUUAAACUUUUCACGAGGGACAAAUUUAAUGAAGAUAAACAGAGCAUCAAGGCAAAAUACCAAUCUUCAGGUCAACUCUCCAGUGCUCGUUGCCACAAUGAAAUAAUGUUUAUCUUUAAAAAAUUAAACGAUGAUCAAAUGAACUUUGAAAAGAAGGUUCUUGAACUAAAAUACCUAGAUAACAAAAAAGCGCACGAUGAAGAAUUCCAAACUAAAACGAAGGCUAUCACUGAAAAAUACGAAGAUGAAUAUAGGAAAUAUGAUAAAAAACUUUUAGAAGAAUUAAAAAAAAAAAACCACGUCGAUGAAUUGUACAAGGAAGUGCACUACCAGAUUGAUUCUGAUUUCAUGAAACAAGAUUUCGACAUUGCAGAUUACUACACUGAAAAAAAAGAGAAAUACGAAAAAUUCAAACAUACUGAAUUCGAUGAAGCGAAAAAAUUAGUCGAAAAGAAAUACCAAAGUGCAGGAAAGUCUUUCGAUUCAAAUUUCUACGAUGAAAUAAAUGCGCUGUGUGAUCUCUUUGCAGGUAGAAGGCACAGAAAUGAUAAGAAAAUUGUCGACGAAAGGUACGUAUCUGUAGGACUGCCUCUCGAUAAUCAUUACUAUGAUGAAUUAAAGUUUGUCUUUGAAUGUUAUACCAAUUCUAGAUAUGACAAUGAUAUGUGGCUUCUUAAUUUAAGAUACACAACUGAAGGAAAACAACGCGAUAGUGCUUAUGAAUGUGAAAUGGAAUCUAUCUAUGAAAAAUACGACAAAAAACAAAAAGAUUAUGCAAAAACUCUUCACGAAUUAAUGCAAAGCAGAAAAAAAUCUGAAGAAGAAAUGAAAGGUAGAGGCAGGGCUAAAGCAAAUGGUAUGCUAGGAAAACUCCUUACCACAGGCUUACCCUUUGGAUCACUCACUCCAUCCGCGCGUGACUGCCCAAGUGUAACUAUAAAUGGUGAUAUUUUCAAAGAUGCUGAUGAAAAACUUAGUGCAUACAAACAAGAACCGUACUACGCUGAAUUAAAGGAUUUAUACGAAAGAUCCAAGCAUCAAGAUUUUUAUAAUGUAAAAAAGUUUAUCGAUGACAAGUAUGAUGCGCAAAAGAGAUCUUACGACAGUCAUUACUAUAAUGAAAUUGAUUUUUUUCUUAAACUAUUGAUCAGGGAUAAAUUUCUUGAGGAGAGGAAUAGUAUCCUAGAAAAGUACAGAAGUGGAGAUCAUAAUGACGGUCGUUGCUACAAUGAAUUAACUUACCUGUUUAGAAAAUAUAACGAAGAUCAAAUGAUGACCGAACAGAGGGUUCUUGAAUUAAGAUACCUCAAUGAAUAUCUUCCACGAGGUCCAGAAUAUUUUCAAGAACUAAUGAUAAAGAAACAAAAUUAUGACAACAAGCGUAGAGUAUAUGAAAAAAAACUUGAUAAUGAAUUGAAGAAACCAUUACCUAAAAAAAAAAACGAUAAAAGUGAAUUGUUUGAUGGUUUAUAUUACCACGAUGAUGAUGAAUUUAGCAAUCGAAAGUUCGACAAGGAAGCAUACUUCGAUGAUAUGAAGAGAUUAUAUGAACCUUACAAACAUACCGAAUUCGAAGAUAUAAAAAGAAUUGUCGAUGAUAAAUACCGAAAACAAGGAAAAUCAGUCGACCCAAGUUACUACACAGAAAUAAAUCGUCUAUGUGACAUCCUCCUUACUAAACAUUACGAACAAGAAAAACAAUUUGCCCGUGAAAGAUACAUAUUUUUUAAUUUACCUGUCGAUAAGCAUUACGUUGAUGAGUUAAAGUAUCUGCAUGAAGUUUAUACCAAUAGUCAAUACGAUAAUGAAGUUUGGCUUCUCCGUUUAAGAUUUCAGAAUGAAGGACGACCAAUUACCGAUAGAAGUUUUGAAAAAGAAAAGCAAACUAUCUAUUCAAAAUACGACAAAAAACAAAAAGAGUAUACAAAAAGACUUCAAGAAGAAGUAGGUGGCAAAAAAGUAAAAGCUGAUAGUGAAGUACUUAAUAAACCGUACUCCCCUAGAUUAAAGCUUUCGCAAGGCAAACCCAAAGACGGAAAUUACCAAAAUGAACCAUACCGUGUUCACAUAAAGACUAUGCUUGAAAAAUGUUAUCAGGAAGAACUUAAUAAUAUAAUAAAAAUGGUCACUGAUAAGUACCAGGCUACUGGAAGACCUUUCGAUAACCAUUACUACAACGAAAUAGACUUGCUGUAUAAACUGUUCAAAAAUGAAAAAUACAAACAUGAGAGACAGAUUAUUAAAGAAAAGUAUGGUGCUUCAGGACUAACCCGAGAUAAGAAAUGCUUUAAUGAAAUAAUGUAUCUCUAUGGAAGAUUUAGCAAUGAUAAAUUGAAUGCUGAAAAAAGAAUUCUUGAAUUAAGAUACCAAAAUGAGGGACGCCCUCAAGAUAAAGAUUAUUUUACGAGAUUAAUGGAUAUAAAUUCAAGAUACAACUCUGAGAGAAAGACUUAUAAAAAACAUCUUCAAACCGAAUUGCAAACAUCAAAAUUAGAUCCUUGGGAAUACCAUGGUGAAGAAUACAAAGGUAUUUACUACGAUGAUAAUGAAUUGAACGAUCCAAGUUUUGAUCUUCCAAAUUAUUACAAUGAGAUGAAGAUUUUGUAUGAAAGAUAUCGACACUCUGAGUUCGAUGAUGCAAAAAAAUUCCUGGAUGAAAAAUACCAUCAUCAAGGAAGACCCUACGAUGACACCUACUACUGUGAACUAAACGCUUUGACAUAUCUAUUCUUGAAGGAAAGAUUUGAUAAGGAAAAAGCCUUUAUCGAAGGUAAAUACACAACUGCAGAAUUACCACGUGAUAAUAAACAUUACUUCAGUGAACUAAAAUAUCUCGGUGAAAUAUUUCACUACUUACAACGUACAUAUGAACAUAUGCUUCUAAAUGUGAAAUACCAAAAUGAAGGAUUAUCUCGCAAUGAAUAUUAUCAUCGUGAACUUACCGAUAUCUAUAAAAAAUAUGAUCAGAAACAGAAAAAAUAUGAAAAAAGACUUCAAGAAGACAUAGCUGGCAGGAAAAACCAACUUCUUGAAGAACAGGACGAAGAUGAAAUAAGAAACCUACAUUAUCAAAGUAAACUCAUGAGUUUGCUUACUAAACAAAAAAAUUAUGAUGACGCUAGUGAACAAUACAACUUGAACAUAAUGGCUUUGAAAGAUGGCAGCAAACAUGAUGAAUUCCAGAAUGUAAAAAAAUUUCUUGAUGAUAAAUACACGACUAUGGGAAGGCCUUACGAUGAUCAUUACUACAAUGAAUUAGAUUUUAUUCUUAAAUGUUUAAACUUGGAAACAUACCACAAUGAAAAAUGUAGGAUAAGGGAAAGAUACCAGAAUUCGGGAUUACAAAAAGAUGGAACUGACUACCGUGAUGCAUUGUUUGCCUACCAAUUAUACAAGCAAGAAAAUUUAAACAAUGAGAAAUGCAUUCUGGGUUUAAAAUAUCAACGUCGAGGACUUCCGCGCGAUCAUAAUUAUCAGAAAGAAUUAGAUGCUCUAACUGAAAAAUAUGAAAAAGAAGGUAAUAAAUAUGAAAGAAGACUUAGAGAUGAAAUGGAUACGAAAUUCAGUGUCCGGGAAUACUAUGAUGAUGUUUACGAAUCUGCGGAUUACAAAAAUGAUGAAGAAUUUUCCCAUUCUGGUUUUGACGUUGCGGCAUACUACAAUGAAGCGAAGAUUUUAUUCGAAAGAUACCAGAAUAAUGAAUUCGAUGAAGUAAAAAGAAUUGUCGAUGAAAAAUACAAUGAUGAAGGAAAACCGUACGAUGAUAGUUACUACAGUGAAUUAAAGCGACUCGCUGACGAUUGUAGCACUGAAAGAUACAAAGAAGAAAAAAAAAAUAUCAAUGAUAAGUACAAAGAAUUAGGGCAGCCUCAAGUUAAUGAAUUUUACUAUGGUGAAUUAAUGGAUAUAUUUAAUUGGUUCAACCAUAGACAAUGUUUAAGUGAAAUGUGGGUUUUACAUCUAAGAUAUCAAAAUGAAGGAAAGUCGCGGGAUGAAAAUUUUCAUAGUCAGUUGCAAAUUAUAGGUGAAAAAUAUGAUGAGAAAAAAGAAAAGUAUGCUAAAAAACUUGAAGAACAUUAUAAUAAACACAGAGGAAGACAUUAUAAUUAUAAUCAGGAUGAUUUAAACCCUGAGUAUUACAAUGAGAUUGAAUACUACGACAAGUUACUGCUUUUGUUUGGAAAAUAUGACCGUCGAGAAUUCGAUAAAAUAAAAAACCGUAUUGAUGACAAAUACAAAGUUGAAGCAAGACCUUUCAAUAAACAUUACUACAAUGAAUUAGAACGUACCGCUUAUGGAAAAAGCAAUGAUAAAUAUAAUAAAGAAGUAGAAAAGAUCCAUCUAAGAUACCACAGGGAAAACAGACCUCGCAAUGAUCAAUACUACCAGGAAUUAAUGAAAGCCUUUGAAAAAAACAGCGAAGAUAAAUUUAAUUUGGGUAAGGUGAUCCUCGAUUUACAAUACAAAAAUAAUGGACUUCCUCACGAUGAAAAAUAUCGUGAUGGUGUAAAGAAACUCUAUGAUAAAUUAAUUGCUGAUAACGACAAGCACUGGCAGGAGCUUAGCGCUGAAUUGAGGGGUAGAAAAAAAACUAAUGAUUUUUACACCGCAGAAUAUAAAGGUCCUAUUGAUUUCCUCGAUGAUGAUAUUACCGAAGAAGAUCAAGCUAAUGAGAAUUAUUACAAAACGUUAAAGCAAUUGACUACAAAAUUCGACGAUCAAAGAUAUAAAAAUGUAAAGAAAGAUAUGGAUAGAAAAUACAAAGAUCAAGGUAAAACAUAUUGCGAUUUGCACUACUACAGAGAACUAACAAGAGGUGUUGAUAAAGCUAUCAAUAAAAGACACCAGGAAGAAAAAGCGCGUCUCAAUAAGAAAUACGGAAAAGGAACAAAAGUCCUCAAUUCAAGUUACUACAGCGAAUUAUUGAGCCUCUUUGAUAAAUACAACUGUGAACAGUUUAACACGCAUAAAAGAGUCCUUGAUGAAAAAUACAAUUCUGAAAGAAAACCUCGUGAUGAUGCUUAUCACGCAGAAUUAAAGUCCAUCUUCGAGCAAUACAGCUCCGAAAAGCAGGAUUAUUAUAAAAAGCUUCAUGAUGAAUAUAUGCAAAAGAAAAUGUUAGGUGAAGUUGUAGACGAUGAUGUAAAUCCGGGUCAUAAGAUUUUUAAAAAUGGAACGGAUAGUACUGAGUAUUAUACCAAAUUAUUGGAUAUUUUCCAUAAUGGCCACGCUGACGAUUUCAAUAAUGUUAAAAAUCUUGUCGAUGAAAAAUAUCAAGGAAAACCAUUAGAUAUUCACUACUACGCUGAAGUAGAUCGUAUUUGCACUGAAUUCAACGGGAACGCAUACAAAAAAGAAAAAGAGUUGCUCAAUGAAAAAUACCAACGAGAUGGACUACCUUACGACGAUGAAUAUUACCAGAAAUUACUCCUUCUAUAUCACAAAUAUGCAGAUGAUCAAAUGCAUGAUAGAAGAAUGCUUUUAGAUCUAAAACGAGAAAACGAAGGACGUCCAGAGGAUGAUUAUUUCCAGAGUAUAAUAAAAACUCUCUAUGAAAAAUGCACAUCUGAGGAACAAGCAUAUGAGAACAAGCUUUAUGAUGAAUUGAAUGAUAGAAAAGUCAAUAAUGAUUUCCACUCCUUUAGAGAAGGCGACAAUAGUGAAGUCCAAAGUAGUGAUUUCAAUGAAAAUACUUACAAACCUGAAUCGUACUACGAUACUUUAAGGGAAUCAUUUGAAUCCAGCGAUGGAAAUUUUGAUGAAGUACGACAUAUUGUCGAGUCGAAAUACGAAGAAGAAGGAAGAGUUUUCGAUAAGCAUUUUUACAAUGAAAUACUACGUGUUUGUGAUGUAUUCACCUAUGAAAAACUCAAUCAUGAGAGUUGGUAUGUCUAUGAACAAUAUAGAGCUCGCCAUAGACCUUUCGAUGAACAAUACUGCAAUGCAUUAAUGAAUAUCUUUGAUAAAUAUAAUAAAGAAAGGUUGGACAACGAAAAGAAAGCCCUUGAAUUAAGAUACCAAAGAGAAAAUCUGCCUAGAGAUGCUGAAUAUCAUGAGCAAAUAACGUCUCUCACUGAAAAAUACAACGACGAAAAAGAAAAUUAUGAAAAUAUGCUUAAUGCGGAAUAUAAAAGAAGAAAAGAAUCAGGAGAUAUAGAUCCUUAUGAACUGCCCACUCCUCCCGUAAGCCUCAUAAGUACUAUGGAUGAAGAUGAUUACAAAAAUGAACAAUACUACAAAAAACUACAGCAACUUCGUGAACAAUGCAACAAAACUCAGUUCGAAAAAGUAAGAAAAAUUGUCGAUGAAUUAUACCAGGUUGGAGAAAAUGGCUACGAUGAAAGUUACUAUCAAGAAUUAUGCCGUAUCGGUUCAGAAUUGAUCAAUGAAAAAUACAAAAAAGAAAAGAAAGCUAUCAAAAACAAAUAUAAAAAACCAGAUGGAUUACCUCGUGAUAGUCAUUACUAUAAUCAAUUAAUGCGCCUCUUUGAAAAAUACAACGAUGAACACAUGAACUAUGAAAAAUUGGUCAUGGAAUUAAAAUACUACAACGAAAAGAAGCCUCAGGAUGAAAGUUUUCAUGCUCUAUUAAAGGCUCUCUAUAACAGAUGUGAAUACGAUAAACAAAUGUAUCAACAGAAGCUUCUAGACAAAAUCAGUAAAAAUGAAAAUCCUUCUGGAGAAUACGAUGAUGGCGAUGAUGAUGAUGAUGAUGACAGUGAUGAUUUCAGCACAUAUAAUAGUGGCUCACAAAAAUAUACAGAUGAUGAUUUCCAAAGAGAACUUACCAGAAUGACGAAAUCAUACGACCCUACAAUUUUCCAUACUUUAAAACAAACCGUUGAUGAAGAAUACCAAUCUUCAGGAAGGAACAUAGAUGCUGAUUACUUCAAAGAAGUAAAUAAUCGCUGUAUUAAAAACAUCCAGGAAAGACAGCAGAAUGAGAAAAAUGCUAUCACUUCAGCAUACAAGGCAAUGCCUGGCGGACUUAUUGGUGAUGAAUACAACAAUGAUUUAAUUGAUCUAAAUAAUAAGUACUGCGACGAGAAAUUCAACAACGAAAAAUAUAUCCUCGAGUUAAGAUACGAAAGAGAAGGACGUCGUCGCAAUGAAGAUUAUCACAAACAAAUAAAGGCUCUCUUUGAUAAAAACCAACGUGAAAGGGAAAAAUAUGCAAAGAAAUUACAUGAUGAAUUGUCCAAGAGAAGAGAAAAAGCCCUUGCAAAACAACAAGAAAAUGAAAUAGAUGAAACGGAAACCGAAGAUCCCAAAGAUCAAUAUUUGAAAAAGCAAGAAUACGAGGCAGAAGUAAAAGCUCUUAAUGAAACAUUCGCAGGUGAAGAAAGAAAACGCCAAGAAGCUUACGGCCGUGAAUUAAAGGGCCUCUUUGAGAAAUACAACAAGAAUUUGAAGGCUUUGUUAGAAAAAUGCGAUAAGGACAACAAAAAUAAAACUUAUGUGAGUGAAAAAAAACUAUUAGACCAAAAAUACAAAAAAGGAGCACCAGGUGUUGCUCUCCCUGAUGAGUACUACGGUGAAUUCAAGGGUCUCUUUGAAAAAUUCCCUACUGUAAGUUAUCACAAGGGAAAGCAAACUCUAGAUGAAUUAUGUGCUAAUGAAAAAGCAGCUCAUGAUUCACAUUAUGCCGAAAAACAUAAAACUCUCACUGAGAAAUACAAUAGUCAAUUAAGAGUUCUUUGUGAAAAGUACAAUCAAGAAUAUCCGGGGGACAUGUUAUCAGCAAGUGCAUCACAACCACCAGUAGCAAAGCCCAAAGCUAAAAAAGCUACUGCACCAAGACAAAGAAAACCAGUAAGAUAA